Molecule: messenger RNA, 1117 nt
Organism: Pseudopipra pipra
Lineage: Eukaryota; Metazoa; Chordata; Aves; Passeriformes; Pipridae
Product: zinc finger protein 239-like
Exons: 2
Coding region: 1-966 (321 amino acids)
Biological process (GO): regulation of transcription by RNA polymerase II
Cellular component (GO): nucleoplasm
Molecular function (GO): RNA polymerase II cis-regulatory region sequence-specific DNA binding; DNA-binding transcription repressor activity, RNA polymerase II-specific
Source: RefSeq, a predicted model, not a curated record
AUGGGGCCUGGGCGGGCAGAGGAGGGGCUGCACCAAGAGCAGGAAAGAGCCAGCCUGGGCCGGGAAGGCGGCCAGAGCUUGAGGCGGAGCCCUGACCUGGUGGUCCAUGAGCAACCUCCCAGCAGGGAGAAGCCCUUCAGGUGCUUGGAAUGUGGGAAGAGCUUCAGGAGGAGCACCACCCUCCUCACCCACCAGCACAUCCACACUGGGGAACGACCCUACCCAUGUGGGGAAUGUGGGAAGAGCUUCAGGCAAAGCUCCAAGCUUAUCCAACACCAGCGCAUCCACAGUGGGGAAUGGCCCUACACAUGUAGAGAAUGUGGGAAGGGCUUCAGUGACAGGUUCACUCAACGCACCCACCAGCGCAUCCACACUGGGGAACGUCCCUACAAGUGUGGGGAAUGUGGGAAGAGCUUCAACUGCAGCUCCAACCUCCUCACCCACCAGUGCAUCCACACUGGAGAACGUCCCUACACGUGUGGGGAAUGUGGGAAGAGUUUCAGGCACAGCUCCACCCUCCACUCCCACAAGCACAUCCACACUGGGGAACUACCCUACACGUGUGGGGAAUGUGGGAAGAGCUUCAGGAACAGCUCACACCUCCAUAUCCACCAGCACAUCCACACUGGGGAGCGGCCCUACACGUGUGGGGAAUGUGGGAAGAGCUUCAGUGACAGCUCCAAUCUUCACGCCCACCAACGCAUCCACACCGGAGAACAGCCUUACACUUGUGGGAAAUGUGGGAAGAAGUUUCAGACCAGCUCUCAUCUUCUCAGGCAUGAGCGGACACACACGGAUGAGAGGCCCUUCCGCUGCACCGACUGCGGGAAGGGCUUCAAGCAGAAUGCUCACCUCGUCACCCACCAGCGCAUCCACACCAGGGAGAGGCCCUACAAGUGUGGGGGGUGUGGGAAGAGCUUCACCCACAGCUCUACCUUGACCAAACACCAACGGACCCACUGCUAAGGGAAGCCCUGUGAGUGCCCCGACUGCAGGAAGAGCUUCGGCCGUAGGACUGACACACAAAAAAGGUUUCAAAAGGUCUUCAGGAUUUUGAGUAUCUGCACUCCAACAUCAGUUUAUUCUUUUGAAUAUGUGUAACUUUAACAUCAUUUUA